GUUUGUAUGACUGUCCAAGAUGGCAGCGCUAUUAGGACUCCGUGCCUGCGUCUCCGCUCUUCAACUGUCCUCACCGAGCAUUGUGCAGAGCUCAUUUAAACUAUGUGCUCUACCUCUGAGUCGGCGGACCUUCGCUGCAGAGGCUAAGAAGAUUUACAGCAGAGACAAGCCCCACGUCAACGUUGGAACCAUUGGACAUGUCGAUCAUGGCAAGACCACCCUAACUGCAGCCAUAACAAAGGUACUUGCUGAUGCCGGUGGUGCCAACUUUAAAAAGUAUGAGGAUAUUGACAACGCCCCUGAGGAAAAGGCCCGAGGAAUCACCAUCAACGCCUCUCAUGUUGAAUAUACCACAGCCAACAGACAUUACGCUCACACAGACUGCCCCGGUCAUGCUGACUAUGUCAAGAACAUGAUUACAGGCACUGCUCAGAUGGACGGCUGCAUCCUGGUGGUGGCGGCCACUGACGGCCAGAUGCCCCAAACGCGUGAGCACCUGCUGCUGGCGAGGCAGAUCGGGGUCGAGCACGUGGUGGUGUUCAUCAACAAGGCGGACGCGGUGGAGGACAAGGAGAUGCUGGAGCUGGUGGAGAUCGAGAUUCGUGAGCUUCUUACAGAGUUCGGCUACGACGGCAACAACACGCCUGUAGUGAUAGGCUCUGCCCUCUGUGCUCUGGAGGGUCGUGAGCCAAAGCUUGGAAUCAGUGCAGUCAUUAAACUGCUGGAGAUUGUGGAUUCGUAUGUUCCAUUGCCCAAAAGAGAACUGGAAAAGGCGUUCCUUCUGCCUGUCGAAGGUGUUUAUUCUAUCCCAGGCAGGGGGACGGUAGUGACCGGCACCAUGGAGAGGGGCAUUAUUAAGAAAGGGGACGACUGUGAGUUUGUGGGUCACAAUCGCAGCUUCAAAUCUGUGGUUACAGGCAUCGAGAUGUUCCAUAAAUCUCUGGAACGGGCUGAGGCCGGAGACAACCUGGGUGCUCUGGUCCGAGGCCUGAAGAGGGAGGACGUGAAAAGAGGGAUGGUGAUGUGUAAGCCGGGAUCGAUCAAGCCUCACCAGAAAGUCAACGCUCAGGUGUAUGUUUUAAGUAAAGAGGAGGGAGGACGACACAAGCCGUUUGUCACCAACUUCAUGCCGGUGGUGUUCUCCUUAACGUGGGACAUGGCCUGCCGAGUCACUCUGCCUUCUGGCAAGGAAAUGGUGAUGCCGGGGGAGGACACCUCAUUGACCCUCACGCUCCGACAACCAAUGGUCCUGGAGAAAGGUCAAAGGUUCACUCUCAGAGACGGCAACAGAACUAUCGGCACUGGCCUGGUGACGGACAUCCUGACAAUGACAGACGAAGACCAGUGGGUCUCAUAAGAAGGUGUAAAGGGAACUCGGGGUUGAGGGGGGCAGGGGGUAUUUGGCACGAACUUAAUGGAAGGUGGUUGUCUGUGUCUGCCUCAGUGAAAUAUUGUAAUCCCCCAAAUUGCAAAUACACAGGAUACUUUACAGCUUCAUCCCAUAUGUUGCGAUAUUACAUUCAUCCCAAAUAUUUGUAAAGGGCCAGGCCGCUUCAUGUCAUUUAUAUAAUAAAAUUUUAUUAAAUAACAACUUCAGUUUUUAUUAGUUUUUUUCCCCCCUCCCACCUAUAAGCAAACACUCAUGUGAAACAGGACAAAUGUCAGUACUUAGUUCACUACGUCAACACACGAGGGCAGCAAAGAGGCUUUGAGCGCCUUUUUGGAAUCGUACCACUGGAUUUCAGUUAGUACUGUCUUGGUGUAGAUUAGUUAAACCAAGAUUGAUUUGUAAAUACUAUAUUUAGCUUUUCUCUAUAUAUAGGAUGGUUAUUCAAUCAAUGUGAAUUAAAAAAUAACAGCAUGUCCAAAUAAACAGUUUGAAUUUGCACAUGAAAAAGACCAUUCUCUUGUUGUAUGUGAUGCUGCUCCAUGUGUGUUAAAGUAGCAGUGUAUGAAGGUUUAUAAUUACCGUAACGUGCAUACUAACCCCCAUUAGGCUUGUCUAGGGAGCAUUAAGAGUUAAUAUAUGGUGGUUCAUCAUUUUGGUGUGUAAAUAUACAAUGUUUAAUUCUCUUUUGUUUUACGUGUCACUUUUACAGUGAACUUCAACAAGCAGUGAAAAUUAAACAGCUUGAAGCAAGCAUGCAUUGCUCUUAUUUGGCGAACUUUACAAGCGAGAGAGUAAGAACAAAGGAAUACAGUACAUAAAAAAAAAAAACACUAAAUAUAUUACUACUAAUCCAACUAAGGAAUACAUUAAAAAGUGUGUUAAGUUCAAGUGUGUUUUAAUAAGUUUAAAUUUGUUUAAAGCAUGUUGGAGGGGUUUACCAAUUUAAAAAAAAAAACAAAAAAAAAUAGUCCCUCUAUAUCAGAUUUUCACCUAUUGUGCGCGGGUCUGGAACGCAUUCCAUGGAACAAACGAGGGUUCACUGUAUAUACUGUACAUACAUUGGCUUGCAAUUGCCUUGAUGUUCUGUGUGUGUGUGUGUUGGUGGGCUCCAGUUUUGCUAUAGUCAAGUAGGUUGUUCAGGUACCUUGAGUCUUUUUUUUUUUUUUUUUUUUUUUUUCUUGUUUUCUGACAACUUUUUGCUCCCUAUGUCAAUACGUUGCAGUUUUUUACAAUAGAUGAAAGAAGCAAGAUACAGUUUUUCCCAUCCAUGGCCUUAUUUAACAGAUUUGUUUGAUGUUGUCUGGUCCAAGACUUGAUUUGUGGUUGAUUUCUGGUCCAAGACUUGAUUUGUGGUGAAUGUAUUAUGUUGUAUCAGCCUAAAAAACACUAGCUUCUAAAAAUUUUUUUCUGUCUAAUCUGAAAGAAGAAAAAAAACAAUACAUUUUUUUUUUACAGUUGUCAUUAGCAAAUUUAGCAUUUUUUGUUCAGAAUGUGAAUGGGAACACAUGAGUAAAUAGUGAUGAGUAAAUAAA
Phycodurus eques (leafy seadragon) is the source of this 2922-nucleotide messenger RNA. RefSeq names its product Tu translation elongation factor, mitochondrial (gene tufm). Gene Ontology annotation, molecular function: GTPase activity; GTP binding; translation elongation factor activity. Lineage: Eukaryota; Metazoa; Chordata; Actinopteri; Syngnathiformes; Syngnathidae. Gene Ontology annotation, biological process: mitochondrial translational elongation. The record is from RefSeq and is a predicted model, not a curated record. Gene Ontology annotation, cellular component: mitochondrion. The transcript is spliced from 10 exons. Bases 20 to 1357 code for a protein of 445 amino acids.